AUGUCACAUUUUUCGUUUUUUUUACCUUUAUUUUGUUUUUGUCUUUCUUUCUUAAUAGUUAUUUCUCAUUCUAUAAGAAAUGGUUUUAGUAUUGAACUCAUUCAUCGUGAUUCUUUUAGAUCGCCUUUCUACAAUCCUACACAAACAGAAUUCCAACGAAUUUUUAAUGAAGUGCAACGUUCUAUCAAUCGUGCAAAUUAUAUCAACCGAGAAUUUGCGCCAACUAAAAACAAACUUGAGUUAUCUUUGACCUAUGAUAUUGCUGGUGAAUAUCUCAUGACUUAUUCGGUUGGUACCCCACCAUUUAAAGUAUAUGGUUCUUUAGAUACCGGUAGCGACUUAAUUUGGCUCCAAUGUAAGCCUUGUAAUAUAUGUUACAAUCAAACCUCUCCUAUAUUUGAUCCUUCAAAAUCUUCAAGUUAUCAAAAUAUUCCAUGCUCUUCUAGAACAUGCAAAUAUAUGGAAAUUACUUCUUGCUCUUAUGACAGAGAUGCUUGUGAGUAUACCCUUGAAUAUGACCCUGGAUCUAAGACACAAGGAGAUCUUAGUAUGGAAACUCUUACAUUACAUUCCACUACCGGCUCUAUUGUCUCGUUCCCUAAAACUGUGAUAGGAUGUGGACACACGAACACUUGGUCAUAUUCCUAUAAGGGUAAAAGUUCAGGUGUUAUUGGUUUUGGAAAGGGCGAUAUGUCAAUUAUAAAACAAUUAGGAUCUUCAAUUGAUGGUAAAUUCUCUUAUUGUUUGAUUGUCAAUGAUUAUUACAAACAAUCUAAUUUAUCUAGCAAACUCAAUUUUGGAGAUGAUGCUAUUGUGUCGGGUGAUAAAGUUGUUUCAACUCCCAUGGUCAAAAUGAUUGGAAACCGCCAAAAGGAUCAUUACUACCUAACAUUGGAAGCUUUUAGUGUAGGAAAUAAAAGAAUAAAGUACAAAGGGUUUAAACGUGAAGGAACAAACGCAUCUACACAUAACAUCAUUAUUGAUUCUGGUACAACUGUAACUAUUCUUCCACGUCAUUUUUUUAACAGACUAAAAUCUGCUGUUAAAAAAUUAGUUAAACUAGAACGCUUUCAAGAUAACAGUGGUUCAUAUAGCCUUUGUUAUAAUACCACUUCUAAACAACCAAAUUUUCCUGUAAUUACUGCACAUUUUAGUGGUGCAGAUGUUAAGUUAGACUCAAAUGGUGCAUUUGCUUCUAUCCUUGAGGGGGUUAAAUGCUUUGCUUUUCGUCCAAAUAAUUACGGAUUGGGCCUCUUUGGAUGCAAGGCACAAAUGAAUCAUUUGAUUGGUUAUGAUCUCAAAAAAAAUAUUGUCUCAUUCAAACCUACUGAUUGUACUAAGUAUUGA
This is a messenger RNA of Lathyrus sativus (Indian pea), 1347 nucleotides long. The record is from the annotation of a GenBank genome assembly. Lineage: Eukaryota; Viridiplantae; Streptophyta; Magnoliopsida; Fabales; Fabaceae.